Molecule: messenger RNA, 4239 nt
Organism: Onychostoma macrolepis
Lineage: Eukaryota; Metazoa; Chordata; Actinopteri; Cypriniformes; Cyprinidae
Product: myelin-associated glycoprotein-like
Exons: 11
Coding region: 81-2435 (784 amino acids)
Source: RefSeq, a predicted model, not a curated record
AUUCAGUGUAGCAGCAUCAGCUCGAGCUCUGAGAGGAUUUCUGUCGUCUUCAACUCUCUUCUCUGGUGGAGUGAAUGUAAAUGAUGGAGAUAUUGGUGACGUUCCUUCUCACUGGAUCCCUGAUACAAGGUGUUUUUUGUGGGUUCAUUAUCAAUCUGCCGCAGACAGUAGAAGCUGUAAAAGGAUCCUGUGUUUUCAUACCCUGCACAUUUGAUAUUGAUCAACAACAUGAAAAUUUACUCACUGACAGUGCAAAGAGAAUAUGGUAUAAAGAAGGAAACCCUGCAACUGAAGUGUUUGACUCCAGCCGCCCCAACACUGGACUGUUAAAAGGAGAAAUAUUUGGCACUGCUACACAGAAAAACUGCAGCACACGCUUCGAUGACGUCAAUCAGAGUCAUAAUGGGUCAUAUUACUUCAGACUUGAAGCCAAUGGUAAUUUGAAAUAUAACUACAAAGAACCUAAACACAACCAUGUUCAAAUUGGUGUCUUAGGAUCUCCACCCAAACCCACAGUGAGAGUCUUUAAGGAUCAGCAGCAGGUGAUGAAGACGGUGGAGGUGAUGGAGGGAAGUUCAGUGAGUCUGCGCUGCUCUACUAAGAUCUUCUGUCCGUCUCGUCCACCGUCUCUCACAUGGAGCUCGUCUCUCAAUAAAAACGUCACAGGACGGCAGUAUCAGAACCAAACUGAGCUCAUCUCUGAUCUGAACUUCACUGUUUCUCACCGUCAUCACGGAGUCACUUUCACCUGCUCUGCAACACACCAGCUACAGAAGAAGAACACCACAACCCGGCGCUCCCGUGUGCUACAAGUUCAGUAUGCUCCUAAAAACACAUCAGUGAUGAUAAACCCAGCUGGUUUAGUUCUGGAGGGUCGUUCAGUGACUCUGAGCUGCAGCAGUGAUGCAAACCCAGCAGUGAACUACACCUGGUACAGAGACACUGAAGAACUCCUGAAUCCAGUUCAGACCGGACCAAACCUGACCAUCAACAACACUGACCCGACACACAGAGGACGAUACUACUGUAGAGCUGAGAACAAACACGGCACUCAGAACACAUCAGUGCUGCUGGACGUCCAGUAUGCUCCUAAAAACACAUCAGUGAUGAUAAACCCAGCUGGUUUAGUUCUGGAGGGUCGUUCAGUGACUCUGAGCUGCAGCAGUGAUGCAAACCCAGCAGUGAACUACACCUGGUACAGAGACACUGAAGACCUCCUGAAACCAGUUCAGACCGGACCAAACCUGACCAUCAACAACACUGACCCGACACACAGUGGACGAUACUACUGUAGAGCUGAGAACAAACACGGCACUCAGAACACAUCAGUGCUGCUGGACGUCCAGUAUGCCCCAAAAAACACAUCGUUGUCAGCGUUUCCCUCCAGCUCAGUGAUGGAGGGCAAACCAGUGGCUCUGAACUGCAGGACUGAUGCAAACCCAGCAGAGCUCAACUACACCUGGUACAGAGAGACUGGAUCUCAAAUUGAGUUUCUCCAGACUGGAUAUAAUCACACCUACAUCGUGACAACCCCUACACACGGCGCAUGGUAUGGCUGUAAUGCUCAAAACCAGCAUGGCCAACGCAACGCUACAAUUCAACUUGAUGUUCAGUCUGCACCCAAUAUCUCCAGCUCUUGUAGCCGAAACAGUGUAAUCGCGUGUGUCUGUGAGGCUCAUGGGAAUCCCUGUCCUACACUAGAGUGGCGUCUGUCUGGACAUGUGCUCGCUAACUCUACAGAAACCUCCAUCAGAGAGGAGACGCUAGGAAGCACAGGAGUGAAGAGCGUCCUGACCACCCGUCAGUCCCUCACAGACACGCACGUCCUGCAGUGUUUCAGCUCAAACACUUACGGCAGAGCGAGUCAACAGUUUCAAGCCACCCCAACGCCACAAGAGACAAGUUUCCAGCCUCUGUCUGUUCUGUUUGGAGCUGCUGUCGGUGCGUCAGUGAUAAUGAUCAUGUGCAUCGUGAUGCUCUGCUAUGAACGAAGAAGGAAAGAAAAACCUUCAGAAACCAGACAAGACGACACAUCUGGACUCAUUCUGACUCAAACAGCCGUUGCUCUGGAUGAUGACGGCCAGUUUGUUUACGGCAAUAAAGGCAUGCUGUCAUCCACCGCACCGAGUUCACCAGAAUCUCUUCAUUAUUCCUCCAUCGACUUCACAAACACUGAACCACCGUCAGGAGAGAUCAGGGGCAUCGCCUCGCUGACCAGUGAAUACGCUACAGUCCGACACCAUCCUGCAGGAGCCACAGACACAGAGAACAACACCUCAACAUCUGAGACAGAGCCCAAAAAACAAGACGUGACAGCAGAGAUCACAGACACCUCAUCACCGGCAUCAGAAGACGUGAUUUAUGAAAACACGAGCCAUCGCUACAGACAGAAGGAACCGCUGAUCAGUGCAGAUGAUGCUGAAAAGCAAGACUGAACCAAAGCCUUCAAAUCUGUGAGCUCCACAGUGAUUUUUAGAGCGAUUUAAAGGAUCAUUCAUCCAAAAAUGACAAUCACAAACCUUUCUUUCUUCUGUGGAACAUAAAAGAAGAUAUCUUAAAUGCUUUUUGUUUUUUUUAUCAGUGUUUUAACUGGGUAGUUUGCCCAAAAAGACAAUUUUCUAUUAAUUUAUUAACCCUCAGGACAUCCAAGAUGUAGGUUUCUUCAGUAGAACUGUAAAGAAGAUGAUCCUUGGCGAUUCACAGAAUGCAAAUCAGCAGCUACAGACACUUUUGAGAGUCAAAAGAGCAGAUACAUGUAAAGCAAAAUUAAUACUCGUGGCUUCUGGUGAUAUAUUGAGGUCUUUUGAAGUGAAACGAUUGGUCUGUGCGAGAAACCAGUCCUGCAUAAUUUAUUUUUAUUAUGUAUUUUAUUAUACACCAGUGACUAUCGUUUCUUAUUCAAAAUGUUUCCAUUCCAUUCCAUAGGCGUAAUGGUUUUUAUACUGUACAAACUGUAUUUUCUAUCGCCCUACACCAACCCUACAACCUAAACCUACCCCUUACAGAAAACUUUGUGCAUUUAUGCAAGUAUGAGCCAGUAACUGCCAGUAAAACUGCCAGUAAAAAUUCUGUUAUUUGUUUAUAAAGCCCUCAAUAAUUUGGCCCCUCAGUACCUGACAGACCUUCAUGGUCCGUACACCCCUUCUAGAAAAUUGAGAUCCAGUGAACUCUGUCUACUCAUCGUGCCUAGAUCAGGUCCGAAACUCUGGAACAGGCUACCUCUUCAUAUUAGAUUAGCCCCCUCUAUUUCUGCUUUUAAGUCUGCUCUAUUUAUUCUCUCUCGCUUUCAAUAACCCUUGAUCAUUGGUUCAAUUGUUGUUUUGUUAUUGUUGUGUUUUAAAUUUUAUUUCUGAGUCUUUUUUAUUCUAUUCUGUACCGCACUUUGGUCAACUUCGGUUGUUUUAAAUGUGCUUUACAAAUAUAUAUUGUAUUGUAUUGUAGAUUUUCAAAAAAACACCAUUUUGUAUGUUUUUAAAGGGAUCAUCGGAUGCCCAUUUUCCACUAGUUGAUAUGAUUCUUUAGGGUCUUAAUGAAAAGUCUAUAACAUACUUUGGUUAAAAUUUCUCAAUGGUAGUGUAAAAAAACACCUUUUUACCCUGUCAAAAUCAGCUCUGUUUUCAGCAAGCUGUUUUUUAGUCCAUGUUGCUUUAAAUGCUAAUGAGCUCUGCUGACCCCACCCCUCUCUUCUGUGGAGUGAGGAGCAGACUGUCAACUUCAGCCACGAAACUGGCUAACUAGCACAUUAUUAGGAAAGGCGAUUUGCAAAGAUUCAUAAAAAACCCUUAUACUCACUUCUUCUGUAGCUGAGGCUGGAUCACGAACAUAAACGCAUUUAGGCAGAUCAGGAUAGGUGCAUUUUUGUCAUUAUAGGAUGGAUGUGUACACCCACUUCCUACACACAUUUAUGUUCAAAUAACUUGUAAAGUGAAUUUUGCAUCCGAUGACCCCUUUAAGCUUUUUGAAAUUACAGGGACAUAGGCAGUGUCCUCAUAAACCACCUUCACAUUGCAAUACCCAUGUCAAACCUAUGUCAUUAUACAAAUUUGUGUCCUUGUAUAAAUAAAUGAGAAUAAAAGAAUAAAUGAGGACAAAGAAAAGAAAUUGGAGAUAAAAUUCUCUGAUUUUGAGGUGUAUGAAUGGCAUUGUGCCGUCUGUAUAGAUAAGGAAAGAGUUUAUGUAAGGUUUUGAGCAUAAUACAUUUAAAUCUCACAAAUAAACAUUUGACAAUCUUACAAGUAA